Molecule: messenger RNA, 1988 nt
Organism: Anarrhichthys ocellatus (wolf-eel)
Lineage: Eukaryota; Metazoa; Chordata; Actinopteri; Perciformes; Anarhichadidae
Product: adenylate cyclase type 3-like
Exons: 3
Coding region: 1460-1882 (140 amino acids)
Biological process (GO): intracellular signal transduction; adenylate cyclase-activating G protein-coupled receptor signaling pathway; cAMP biosynthetic process
Cellular component (GO): plasma membrane
Molecular function (GO): adenylate cyclase activity
Source: RefSeq, a predicted model, not a curated record
ACGUGAUGCGAUUUACAACGCAUGUGAUUGGUCGGUGUGUUUCCUGGACCGCUGAACAAUUGCAGUAACGGCUGAAAAAGCUGCACCGGUUAAAAUAGAAGCACUACAUCAAAAUAUAACAAUUCUCAGUAUCGGUUUUAGGUCGAGGGUCCGGAUAUAACGGCGUCUGGGUCCAGAUCCGGACCGCGGUCCGCCUAUUAGUGACCCCUGCUUUAGAGUGUCACUUGUGUUGUGACCAAAAGCUUGUAAAUUCAGUACAAGUUCAUGGUGCAACAGCAAUGCAAGACUACAUGACUACAACAGCAGAGACCGGGGGCUGUAGACGGUAGUCCAAUAUGUUACACUGGAACUGCAAGCGGCAAUAGUGUGUCAAUGACACCAGUAUUACAGUAAUGUGUGGUGUUGGCCUCGGCGUAGCUUUGCACACGCACUGUCCAGGCCACGACAGCUUUUGGGCCUUAGCACGUUAGCGUCUGGGUGCUAACGUUAAUCAAAGUUACACAACAUUGCCAAGCAAAUGAUUUACUGUUUCUGAAAUUCCUUCAGUUUGGCCAUUAUUUUUUCACAUGUACCUUCAGGGCAUUCUAUCAAGUAAAUCUGCAUACACACAAUACAGUAGCUACGCACACACAUAGCAGCGAGGAGCAUGGAGCAGAAGACGCCUUCAUGUAACACAGAAGAUUGUUGCAGUAUAACAUUUCACAAAAGCAACAUCAAAGAACAGUUAACGUUAAACACAUCCAACCUACUACUGUGGUUAUUUAACAGGGUUCAAAUAUAACUGUUCCUCCAACAUUGCUCUGAGCUGCGGGCCUACAAAUGAACUAGCUGCAUUAGCCAUGUAACACUCAGGUUUACUUGAACAGGCUAACCUGGAAAAGCAGUAAAACAACAAACGUGGCGAAAACCUACAGUUUCCAAGUUUGAAGUAUGGUCACAGUCUGUAUCGAUCCUUGAGCUUCAGUUUUGAAAGGAACCCUGCUGUCUGCUGACCCUCCUUGAGAAAGACUCUUCCAGGUCUUGUGAACACAAUGACGUUAAUCCACUUACUGGUACCGUGUGACUAGGUCCGCCAUAGCAAAGAAAUCUCUAUGAUUAGAUUGUCAGGGUAUGGUCACCUAGCUAGAGGUGGUUCUGUAGCACAGCAGCAUAUCCAGCAGCAAGUCUGACUAGCUCGUUGUUACUCAUGUCUUCUGAUAGAUGGAGCAGGAGGAAAAGAUAAAGAAUCAUAUUUUGUCACACUUCUAGUUCUCUAGACACAACAGGGACACAUUUGAAAUAAAGUGUAUUCUGCAUAAUAUGUCAUCUUUAAAGCUAAACCUGAAGCUGAACUUUCUGCCAUAUUAAGCCCGUAUUGUACAUGUGUUCAUUCAAUAUUGAGCCCUAACUGUUGCAUUCUUUUUCUUUCAAGCUGCUAGCCAACGUAGUGAUCUAUGUUUGUGCCAUCACUGUGGGCGUCAUGUCGUACUACAUGGCUGACCGGAAACAUCGAAAGGCCUUUCUGGAGGCGAGACAGUCACUGGAGGUCAAACUCAACCUGGAGGAGCAGAGCCAGCAACAGGAACGCCUGCUGCUCUCCAUCCUUCCAAAGCACAUAGCUGAUGAGAUGCUUCAGGACAUGAAGAAGGAGCCCAGUCAGAAAGAGAUGCAGCAGUUCAACACUAUGUACAUGUACAGACACGAAAACGUCAGUAUUUUGUUUGCAGACAUCGUGGGCUUCACACAGCUGUCAUCGUCCUGCAGCGCUCAGGAGCUGGUCAAACUGCUCAAUGAGCUCUUUGCUCGCUUUGACAAACUGGCUGCAGUGAGUUUCACACCGUUACAUAACAUUCUGAAUGUUUCAAGGACAUUUGGAGUCUUUAUCCACCUCUUAUGUGAGUGAUUUGGAUUGUUUUAAAGUACGAGGCAUCAUCACAGUUACAUAAAAAUAAAUAAGUGAUCCAGCCAGUGUUUUUUGUUUUGUGUCAUCAUGAAAUCCUGUAGCAAUU